AACUUGUAAUUGGGAAACCCUCUGAGGUGUGUUUUCAUUCCAAAUCUGAACUGGGAACGGUGUAAAGGAACAACCAAAUUUGGGGUGUCCAAACAUAGUACAACACUAGAAUAUUCCCAGCUUAGCACUUCUUGUUCAUGUAACCAAAAUAACAAACAUCAAAGCCCUAAUUCCUCUCUCUCUAUAAAAUUUCAACAAAUUCUUCCACGCAAAUUUGUGCUUGCGCCACAACAAUUUCCAAUUUAUAAAACUGUGGCAUCUUGCUUCGGCGCAUUUUCCCUCUUUAAUUUACAAAAAAUGGGUUGUUUUUGCUCCAAAGUAAGUAAACAAAUUGCCGUGGAAGAAGAAGAUCCAAUGAGUCUUUCGAAGCAAACAGUUUUUAGUGUUAGUGAGGUUGAAGCACUGUUUGAGCUUUUUAAACGUAUUAGUGGAUCUGUCAUUGAUGAUGGACUAAUAAGCAAGGAAGAAUUUAUAUUGGCAAUUUUCAAUAACAAGGAAAAAGACAAUCUCUUUGCAAGUCGAAUCUUUGAUUUAUUUGAUGUAAAGAAGAAAGGAGUUAUCGACUUUGGCGAUUUUGUUCGAGCACUCAAUGUUUUCCACCCACAUACACCUCAAAAAGUCAAGAUAGAUUUUUCAUUUAGACUCUACGAUUUGGACAAAUCAGGUUUUAUAGAGCGCCAUGAGGUAAAGGAAAUGAUACUUGCACUUCUCACUGAAUCUGAAAUGAAGUUACCGGAUGAGAUGAUAGAAACAAUUAUAAACAAGACUUUCUUGGCGGCAGACCCAAACCAAGAUGGGAAAAUAGACGAGAAUGAAUGGGAGGCUUUUGUUACAAAAAAUCCAUCAUUGCUGAAAAUAAUGACAUUACCAUACCUGAGUGACAUAACAACAACAUUCCCAAGUUUCGUAUUUCACUCUAAGGUUGAUGACAACGUUGGUGCUUGACGAGACAAAGCACACAAUUUUGGUUAUGCAAUUUGUUGAUUAAA
Molecule: messenger RNA, 989 nt
Organism: Arachis duranensis
Lineage: Eukaryota; Viridiplantae; Streptophyta; Magnoliopsida; Fabales; Fabaceae
Product: calcineurin B-like protein 1
Exons: 8
Coding region: 298-945 (215 amino acids)
Biological process (GO): calcium-mediated signaling
Molecular function (GO): calcium ion binding; kinase binding
Source: RefSeq, a predicted model, not a curated record